Molecule: messenger RNA, 1281 nt
Organism: Portunus trituberculatus (swimming crab)
Lineage: Eukaryota; Metazoa; Arthropoda; Malacostraca; Decapoda; Portunidae
Exons: 2
Coding region: 1-1281 (426 amino acids)
Biological process (GO): DNA integration; DNA recombination
Molecular function (GO): DNA binding
Source: RefSeq, a predicted model, not a curated record
AUGGGGGGCACGAAAUCACUAUCCUGUAAUGACAUCUGUUGGGACCUCUGGGGUUGGUGUGCAGAAAACAAUGUUUGGAUUACGUGUCCUCACAUCCCAGGAAGUGAUAAUUCUAUGGCAGAUGCAGCUUCACGACAGUUUAAUGAUAGACAUGAAUGGAAAUUAAAUGUGGGAAUUUUUAGAGAGCUUUGCAACAUCUUUAGUGUCCCCAGCAUUGAUCUGUUUGCUUCUAGGUUAAAUAACCAGGUUCCUCGUUUUUGUUCUUGGCAUCCUAACCCAGAGGCAGAACACUUUGAUGCCUUUUCCAUAACUUGGUCACAGUUUCCUCUGGUCUACAUUUUUCCCCCCUUUGCUCUGAUUGCAAGAUGCCUUCAAAAGAUGCAUGCAGAAAUGGCGAGAGGGUGGCUCAUUGUGCCCUUAUGGCUUUCACAACCUUGGAUGGGAACCCCCCUCCUGAAGAUGCUCAUCAGGGAGCCCCGGCUAAUCAUGUGGAGGAAGGACAUUCUGCGGCAUCCGUCUUCAGAGGAGGAACACCCAGUCAUGAAGCACACCCGGUUGAUGGCAUAUCUCUUGUCCGACACUUUCCACAGGGGUGUUGCCUAUGACUGUGUCAACACAGCGAGGAGAGCCUUCUCUUCACUUGGCAUUGUGGUGGAUACCUGGGAUGUCAAGUUGGUGCUGGAACAGCUGCGUACUCUGGAACCGUUAUGCACCCUUACACUAAAAGAACUCACAUUGAAAUUAGUAAUGCUGAUGGCAUUCAUGCAAGCUGCCAGACUGCAAACGUUGUAUUUGUUAGUGUUGAAAAAUAUUUGCAUUGGGGAAACCUCUAUUUGUGUAUCAUUAGGAGACAACAUCAAGCAGUGUUGCCCAAAAUUCAAUGUAAAAUUUGUGGACUUUACAGCAUACGCUACUGAUAGGAGGCUAUGUGUUUGUGAGACACUGAAAGUGUACAUUGAGAGGACUGCCCAGUUUCGGACUGGUGUGGACCAGAUGGACGGUCCUUUAUUCCUUAGUAUUGUGAGACCCCAUAAACCUGUCACUAGAGACACUAUUGCUAGGUGGGUUAGGAUUAUGCUACACAGGUCAGGUGUGGACACCAGGAUGUAUUCAGCUGGCAGUGUAAGGCAGGCUGCAGCGUUGAGGGCAAAGGCCAUGGCGGUGCCAAUUGCACAUAUCUUGGCAAAGGCUGGGUGGUCAAGCGAAGCCACUUUUGCCAGGCAUUACAACAAAGAGGUUCUUGGGGACAUUGACACUUUCCAAGAUGGGGUACUGGGUUAG